Molecule: messenger RNA, 934 nt
Organism: Orbicella faveolata
Lineage: Eukaryota; Metazoa; Cnidaria; Anthozoa; Scleractinia; Merulinidae
Product: 3'-5' exoribonuclease 1-like
Molecular function (GO): 3'-5'-RNA exonuclease activity; nucleic acid binding
Source: RefSeq, a predicted model, not a curated record
AGGAUCCCUUGUUGACGAUGAAAAGGAAAGUACGGAUGAAAACACAACACACUACUGUGAUCACCCUGUCUACAGGGAAAUAUCACUCUCAAAUGGACGAAUAAACAAGAUGAAGAAAGAUGAAGUAAAACGAAUCCUCCUUGAACGUGGAUUGGACUCGCGGAGAGUAAAGGAAGUUCUUCAAAAGCGAUUGAAGAACCACAUCAAGAAAGCAAAAUUAGUGCAAGCUAAACUGGCCGAGGAAAAGAGGAUGAAUGAAGUUCAUUUUUACUGUGUUAUAGAUUUUCAGGCAACUUGUGAGGAAGAUAAUCCAAAGGACUACAUUCAUGAGAUAAUAGAGUUUCCUGCUGUACUCGUGGAUGCGACUACUCUAGAAGUGGUAUCAGAGUUUCACGAGUACUGUAAACCACACUGUAAAACACAACUUUCAGAGUUUUGUCAAGAACUUACUGGAAUUACACAGGAAACUGUAGACAAUGCUGCUGCUUUUCCAGAAGUCCUUUCCAAGUUUGAGCAGUGGCUUACAGAUCACAAACUUGGAUCAGAAUAUAAAUUUGGUGUUGUCACGGAUGGGUAAGCCAGCAUUUGACUCAUAUCAAUAUCUAAAUCCGCUUGGAAAUCUGAAGCUUCAUGCUACCAAACAGCUGUUCCAAAGCCUGAAUUUCAACCUCGCCUCCAGUCGGCUUCUUACUAGUCACGAUGCAAAUUAGCUGAUGAGCACAUCGGGAGUUUUUGUUCAAGUUUGGUGAUGACAACUAGAGAUUGAAAUGCAUUAACACAGGACAUAAGACGCUGCGAAACAGAACACUCUUCUUGGUCACUAAGACUCCACCUGUUGAAUAGUUUUUCAAGUUUGUCGUUUGUAAUCUGAUAGAGACUAGUUCGUAUUUUGUGAUCGUCCGGGUGAGGGUAGUUCUGAAAAGAACUGUUGUUG